This is a messenger RNA of Somion occarium, 1189 nucleotides long. The record is from the annotation of a GenBank genome assembly. NCBI's taxonomy places the organism in Eukaryota, Fungi, Basidiomycota, Agaricomycetes, Polyporales, Cerrenaceae.
AUGUGCAUAUAUAUUCAUCUGACUGACUUCUACCUUUUAUGAAGUUGUUUCAACCUUUAUCCUAGGUGAUACCGUCAUGACAACAAAGAAAUGUUUGGGUGGUCAUCAUGAUAUAUCCGCUGACACAUCAGGAAUAUCCUUUGCGGUGGAGUGCUUCUAUGAUGGUUCGACUUCUUUGUCCGACCCCGCUUCUCGCCGUUUGCAGAGUACGUCGGUUGGCUGCCCUUUCUUGAGUAUAUAUAUUACUGGAGGGUCUGAUGAAUUCUAGGUGGAUGUUGAAGCGGCGAUAAUUCUAGCUGCUGGUUUUAAUCUUUCAUUGCACCGUUCACCCCUGCGUCGUCAAUGCUAGACGAUCAAGGGUAAUUGUUGUAAGACGUCCUCGGCAGAUCACCUAGCGUGAUUCUGAAGGGGGCCGUUGCUCCAUCGAAGCAACCCGCUUAUUACCUCCCCUUGUUCCCCGCUGGUGGGUCAUAUAAAGCACCAUCCGACUUUAUGGUCCAGAAACCUGCUCUUACUUGUCUCCCUUUGUGCUUUGAGCUUAGGAUCCCGUCACUCGUUUUUAACAAACCUUAACAUCCUCCAUAAUGUAUAAGCUCUCAACCAUUUUCACCUGCCUCCUUGUCGCUCUUUCCGCAUCCGCUAGUCCCCUCUCCGAAAAGCGUGACGCUAACUUCGCGUCUGACGUAUGGGACCCGAAGAUCACUAAACCCUCCUUUGGCACCAUUUGGAAGGUUGGCACCAACCAAACCAUUGCUUGGGAUACCGCUGGUAUCCCCGAGUCAGCUCUGGACACCCGAGGCGUCAUCUACCUUGGGCACCUCCAGGGCGACAGCGAGCACUUGGAUAUUGCCCACCCACUUGCUAGCGGCUUCACAUACAGAGAUGGCUCUGUUUCAGUGACCGUCCCUUCCGUUGACACUCGCCUUGACUACAUCGUUGCUUUGCUCGGCGACUCUGGAAACAUUUCGCCCAAAUUCAUGAUUGCUAACUUCGAAUUUAUGGACAAGAUCACCGAUGCGUUGGGCAUCACUAAAGGCAAUUAGAGUGGCAUCGGAUAUAUAUCCACAUCAGUACUACUCACCACAUCUGUAUCGCUUCGAAUUCUUUUGCCGCUUGCUUUCCUAGUUUUACGUUCACAAUUUCGGACUGUUUCUGAUACUAAAGCGGAAUUACAUCUAUCUUCGGACUG